This is a messenger RNA of Dermacentor andersoni, 459 nucleotides long. Its product is annotated as programmed cell death protein 6-like. Lineage: Eukaryota; Metazoa; Arthropoda; Arachnida; Ixodida; Ixodidae. The record is from RefSeq and is a predicted model, not a curated record.
AUGUCGACUGUUGUUGGCAGCGACUAUGAGGAGUUCUUGAUGAACCUCUUUCUCGAUGUCGAUGAUUUGGGCGCCGGCGUCAUCGACCCACACCAGAUGUACAAGGCACUGUCGUACACCAUAACUCCGUUCCGGCACCGCUCCAUCACUGAGUUGACCGCGGCGUUCCUGAUGACCCUGGUCGACCGAGACAACACGGGUUUCGUGAACAUGCAACAGUUUUUACGCAUACAUCAGAUUUUCUCCCACUUCUGGAUGGCCUUCCGGAUCUAUGACCCCAACGAUUCGGGUUGGAUUAAGUACACGGACCUCGAAGCUGCGAUGGCGUACUGCUGCCUCCCGAUGACGGAGCGACCAGCGAACGAUGUGCUGCACCAAGUCCACCGCAGGGCCCGGUUGUGUCUUGACCACUUUAUUCGACUCUGUGCUCUGUCUAUGAGCGAUAUGCUUGACCAGUAA